AGAGUAAAAAAAACGGUGCCAUGUUUCCAAACUAUAUUAGUUAUAUUUGAAAUUCGUGUAAUAUUCAUAUAAAAUAGUAAAAUAAAAAUUAUCACGAUCAAACGAUUGGUUUUCAAACAAAUAUGAAUCGUCAAAAUCGGUGGUCAGUUCGUAGCAACGGUUCACAAUCAUCCCUUCGAAGUGUCAAUCGAAAGGAAAAAUGCAAAGACUUUUGUCGAAAAACAAUUGCAUUCAUGUGCACACAAGUUGGGGUUGGUGGUCUAAUUGUGGCAUACGCUUUAGUUGGUGCAGCCAGUUUUAUUUCAAUUGAAACAGACGAAAAACAACCAAAUAUCACAUAUGGAGAAGAAGUGAAACAAAUGCGAAAUGAGUAUGCGAGUAAAUUGUAUAAGCUGGCAUUGAAAAACAAUGGUAUAAACGAAACCAUUUGGCGAAAUCAAAUGAAUGAAAAAUUGUUGGAUUAUCAAAACUUUUUGGUGGGAAUGAUUAAAAAAGGCUAUGACGGACGUACGUUGAAGCAAAUUUGGUCAUUUCCAGCGGCGCUCAUGUUUUGUUUAUCGGUAUUUUCGAUGAUAGGCUAUGGAAAUUUAACACCACGAACGGAAUGGGGAAAAGCAACAACUGUUAUUUAUGCAACAUUCGGAAUUCCACUCUAUAUUUUAUAUUUUUUAAAUAUUGGCAAAGUGUUGGCGAAAACAUUUCGUUGGUUAUAUCAUAAACUACACGAAUGCAGCCAAGAAACGGAUGGAUCGAUGCCAAAUCGAAAGAAAAUUAUCGUACCAUCAUCGGCAUGCGUAUGGGUGAUGUCUGUUUAUAUUUUACUUGGUGCCGGAAUGUUUUCGUAUUUAGAAAGUUGGGACUUUAAAAAUGCCGUGUAUUUCUGUGUAACGAGCCUAUGUAAAAUCGGAAUAGGAGAUUAUGUGCCAGGAACGAGUAUAAAUGCAACCAUACCAUUCUUCACAAACCCAGACACACAAAGUGAAAAUCAUACAAAACUUAUCAUUUUAUUUACAUACAUUUUAUUUGGCAUGGGACUAGUUGCGAUGUGCUAUCAAAUCGCUAGAGAAGAUAUUCGUGUCAAAAUCAAAGAAAUCACCGAAGAUGUCGAACUUUGCAUGGAAGAUCUACGGUGUCGGCUGGCAAAAUGUUGUAAUGGAAGCGGUCGAGAAAUUGAAAAUUAUCAUAGUUGAUUUCAAACAAAUCCA
Molecule: messenger RNA, 1205 nt
Organism: Contarinia nasturtii (swede midge)
Lineage: Eukaryota; Metazoa; Arthropoda; Insecta; Diptera; Cecidomyiidae
Product: TWiK family of potassium channels protein 12
Exons: 1
Coding region: 123-1190 (355 amino acids)
Biological process (GO): stabilization of membrane potential; potassium ion transmembrane transport
Cellular component (GO): membrane
Molecular function (GO): potassium ion leak channel activity
Source: RefSeq, a predicted model, not a curated record